This is a messenger RNA of Entrophospora sp. SA101, 846 nucleotides long. NCBI's taxonomy places the organism in Eukaryota, Fungi, Glomeromycota, Glomeromycetes, Entrophosporales, Entrophosporaceae. The record is from the annotation of a GenBank genome assembly.
AUGAAAAUCAACAGUGUUGUUGUUUUAAAAGGAAGGGCCGAUCUAGAUUUUGUGAUUGGAAUUUCUAACAAUAAAGCGUGUCGUGAACUCGAAUUAAAUGAUUCGAAUGAUGUUAAUUUAUUUAGCUUUAAUCCAAAUGUUUAUAAUAAUUUCAAGGUUUUACCAAGAUUCGUCAAGUAUGGAUCUAUAAACGUCUCACAGUCUAAUUCAACCAAUGCAACUGAUGCGUUGAUCAAAGUACAAUAUAAUUCAUUAGCAAAUGAUAAAAUUCAAAUCACACAAGAAACAUAUGGAAAUUCUUAUGCUAUAAAAAUUGUACAAGUAAACUCAAUCACUAUGUUUGGUCUUAGUAUACCACCUAGAUGUAUAGUAGCGAAUAUUGACAUCACUCUACCAUUAAUCAUGGAUCCUAAUACUAAUGAAACAACAUUUCAUACGGAUGAUUUUGAUAUAACGUUUGCAGAGAAUGCUAACAAGUAUAACCAAUCACUAACGAUUAAUAAUGAAGAUUCUAAGAUUCAAUUUAAUAAUUUAUCCGCCAAAUCAUUAGUUAUUAAUUCUAAUGCUGGUUAUGUAAAUGGAACAAUCACAGGCAUCGAAAAUAAUUUUAGUGUCAUUGCGGAUGAUGCUGAUUUAAAUCUAAGUGUUGGAAUUGCUGAUAAUGCAAAGUCUGCUAUGGUUGAUAUUGUAAAUGAUGUGGGUAUAAUUUCAACAAAUUAUCCACAAGAAGUUAAAAUAAGUGACAAUGAACAUAAAGCCAAUGACAUCAACACAUCCAAUAAUAGAUUUACAAACGGCUCUUUAUCAAUUAAAAAUGAGGAUGGUGCAGUUAAUGUUACAUUCUAA